AUGCCCAUCAAUCCGUACGCCUUUCAACAUUGCUGUUUCUUCCCUUUCUUGGUUUUGGUUUGUUGCGAGUUCCCGAGGGCACUGAGACAAAACAGUGAGAGAAAGGGUUGGACAUCACAUUUCUUUCUCUUCCCGCCAAAAAACACUCGUUUCAAAUUGAUUCCCAAACCAGUUCCGCACUCACCCACUCAAAUGGCGUUCUGGGGGGUUUAUCUCAAACCCAAUGAACCGUACACUCUACGCUAUGAUGAUGAUGCUGUUCCGAAGAGACUUCGCAUUACUCAGGCUACACUCGGAGAUGCUACACGUAAUUCACCGGCGAGGAGCAUAGUAAGAUGUUCGAUAGGAGAUAAACCUGCAAUCGCUAUAUGUUCAUUGUCUGUAAAAGAGAUGACUUGUUGUCAACUAGAUCUUGAGUUCGAGGAGCCCCAGACUGUUAUCUUCUCCGUCAUGGGUCCUCGCGGUGUUUAUCUUGCUGGUUAUUUGAUCGUUCCUCCUGCUCCCACUUCUCAUCACCAUGCAUUUUGCCAUGAAGAGAAAAAGAAAGCGCCCGCGUCCAUGGAGAAUGCUGGUUGUAGUGACGCUCAUGAACUUGAUUCUAACAAGACAGAUCCCAUUAAAGAUUCAACCACAGCUCAAAUCACAGACAUUAACCAUUGUGAUAAAAUUAUGAACGGCGGGAAACGUUCUCUAAAAUGUUACUCAGGCAACGAAAUUGGAAAGGAUGAUAAUCAAGAUCCUAGGUUUGGUAGUCACAAGAAGUACAUAAAUAGGCAGCAGCCGCCCGGCAGUUCUAAUGAAGAUGGAGAGAAAUCCAGUGCUUUGAAAUUGUUUUCAGUGUUUGGUAGAUUCCUAGAAGAGAAAAGUAGGGAUGCUAUUGAAAAAAAAAAAAAAAAGAGGAGGAAUAUGAAAUGGAAACUGAGAACCCCCAACAAGACCAAGGAGAAGGAAAAGAAACAUAAAAGGAGUAAGUUCAGUGUCGAGGACAAUUCUUUUGGGAAGAUGAAGUAA
Messenger RNA from Lactuca virosa, 1011 nucleotides. The record is from the annotation of a GenBank genome assembly. NCBI's taxonomy places the organism in Eukaryota, Viridiplantae, Streptophyta, Magnoliopsida, Asterales, Asteraceae.